AUGUUCCUGUAUUACUUGUUUAGUAUAUUUGAAAUGCAAAGAAGUAUUAGUUUAGAAAAAAUAAAUGAUACAGAGGUGGUGGCAAAUGCAAGAAAUACUGCUCUUAGACAUAAUUCACCCGACGUUGUUAUACCCCAGAGAAGAAGGUUCAAGCCAUCAGGGAGCAUUUUUGAACAAUAUUGUAUAACUAUUAAGCCAAAACUAUACAGAAGCAGCUCCUUGUCCGAACUCACCCCGCAAUCAAGUGAUUUCACUCUUGACUAUUUCAAGAGUAGGGUUAAAGCUGGAAACAGACGCAGAGAAUCAUAUUUCAACAGCUGUGGCGAUAAUAACGUAAACAUUUGUGCUCACCAUACCGACACAUUAAUGUCGUGGAAUUUCAAAGGAAAAAAGCCGAAGAAAAAACAAGAAAUGUCACCUGAGUCCUAUGCGUCCAAGUUUGCCGUCGAUUAUAUAAACAGUUACCAAACAGAGGACGCUGACCCCAAUGCUUCGUCAUGUGCAGAUAAUUCCAGUGUUGAUAGCACAGAACAUUUGGGCGUCCAGAAAGGAGCUGCCUUUCCAUUUAAGUCGACUCCAAGCGGCAACUUGAAAGUUCAAUCGAAUCAAGUUGUAUUCCAAUCGUCCACGGUAGGCGUCUUGUUGGCUGAUCCUACGCAAGCUAAAGUAAAAGUCAAAAUCGAAGGGAAAGCAGGAGGAGAACCUGAUGAUGAAAUCUCACAAAACUUUGACCAAGAAGACGAUUUGGAACCACAACUCCAAUUUGGACCAAGAGAGACGCUCAAUGCAAAUAUGCAAACGAAAACCGUAAUGCUGACUGAUCGGUCAGGAAAAAUAAAACCACCACCAGAAGUUAGAGAAAAAGAAGAUAAAGGAAAGGACCUCGGUAGUCUCGGAUACACCAUGGGAGAGCCCAUAGACUGGAUGCGAGUACAGCUCCCGAAGAAACAAGAUCUGUUUCAAGAGUUUUAUCGCAGAAUCAAUAACUACAUAAACACGGACACCGUCAUACAUAUAGGCGAUGAGGAGUUCCAUUGCCACUACAUCGUGCUGCAAGUCUACUCCUCAUUCUUCGACAUGAAUCCGCAUAGAGAAAUCGAACUACCUGUUGCAAAUGUUACACCCGAAGCAUUUCAAACAAUUUACGAAUGGAUGAUUUUUAACGGUGUUGAAAGUAAUAAAAUGUUGAAGAGAGACAACAUCCUAGAUCUGUUUUAUGCUGCGCAGUAUCUUGCUAUCAAAGAUCUAGAAGACCAAUGUUGGUCUUUCAUCGUGAAUGAAAAUCUGUUUUCUGAAGACACAGCAUUUGCAUUAUUCAGAGAAGCUAGGAAAAAGGGCAUGACGCCAGUUAUGGACUUAAUGGUACCUCGUGUGAUGAGAUUCUUCUUACCGUUAGUCGCAUCAAAAGAUUUUAUACUUUUGGAACCAGAGGAGCUCAUGAUCUUUCUGAAAUCAAAUUAUAUUUCUGUCACAAGCGAGAUUGAGGUCUUGAUGGCUGGCGUGCGGUGGCUGUACGGUGACUGGUCAGCUCGCAGGCAGUAUGCAGUGGACGUGAUGCGCUGUGUCAGGUUUGGGCUCAUCUCCCCCUGGCAGCUGGUCGACAUCAAGAGGAACCCUGACAAUGCUGAGAUACUGGAAAUUGUUAACGAGCCUGAAGUACAGCAGAUGGUCGAUGAUGGACUUGCAUACGUUAUAAUAAAAUAUUGGUACGGCAAUAAUUCUAAGAACUAUUAUCAUUGGAUCGAUGUCCUCGGAUUGACGGAACCGGCCGAGCGAAACUGGAUCGGCGAGGAAAAGAACCAUGUGACUUACAAGGACUUUCUGCAGUAUUUAGAACAGUUUAUGGUACCCAAAGAUCAGAUGUACCAACAGAUGGCCAUGAUGCAACCACUGAGGAGGAACGACGAUAAUAUACCUGGCACCAUGCGAGGCAUGGAUACCGAUAAAAUGGAAAUGCGAAGACCUAAAAUGGAUUUUCCACUACCAGCCACACUCAAAGGACUUGCUGGUGAUAAGGACAAAUCAUUUCCGACUAUGAGUGAGUUUUUCGAAAACCGGAGAAAGGUUAGAAAACAGAAUCAAGAAGGUCAACAGUCGAUGUCUCCAUCGAAUAGAUCACCUUCAAUGGAGGUGGAAAUGGCUAUGCAUAUGCCUAUCUUGGCUGAAUCUAGAAUGAGAGGUCCCGAGCUGGCUUGCAAACACCAAAAGCAAUUUGAGGAACAAAGAAAACAGAAAGAGCUGCAUAAGCAACAAGAAUUGGCGCAGCAGCAGCAACGACGCAAACAAAUUCAACAGAUACACAUGUGCUCUGUCGACGCAGACGCUGUUUCUAACAAGCAGGAACAAAUUUACGAACCUCCAGAGAAGGACUCCGCUGAAGACUUGAACACCACCAACAGUGAAACCAGUAGUGGAACUGCAGAGACGAGCAUCGCUGAUAAAAACCAGUAUGCAAUGCGUAGAACAGAAAAGAGACAUAGUGUUGCAGCUUCAUAUCUUGCCGCUGCAACUGCUGCUUUGGCAGGAUCGCGAAGUCCGACAUCUGGGAGUCGACCAUCACCGCCAGCGAAUGCGUCGCGAUCCGAAGCAACCCCACGGCCCAAUGCACCCAUGUCACAGAACAACAUCGGAAGUCCGCAGAUAUCACUCUUCAAUCAGUCAAAAGAAUCACUGGCUAAGACUAACAUGAACAAAUUGUCCACGUCCAUAUUGGGACCUUCGAACAAGAACUACAUCGCUGAGGGCUCCUUGUUCAACUGGGACAGGGAGACAGUUCUCGUUUUUGGUGGAAUUGAUCACCUCACUACGUAUGGAUUUGGAGGAAACAUUGGAAAGUAUAUCUACAGGUUCGAUCCAGUGACCAAUGUUUGGGACUACGUGGGAGAUUUGCCGGAGCCAAGACAUCAUCACUCGGUGGCCUUUCUGCGAGGUCGAGUCUAUCUUGUGGGCGGUGCUGAUCCCCGUGACGACGACAUACGAGGAAAGUCUGCAGUGGUAUCAACCGUGUGGAGCUUUGAGCCAGUGUCUCGUUCGUGGUUCAGUGAGAGUGGAUUGAUGACGCCGAGGAAGAACUUUGGACUCGUGGUACACCGCAUGGCCAUGUACGCCAUUGGAGGACUGGACAAGAAGGGAAGGGUGCUACGCUCAGUAGAAAAGUUUGAUCCUAAGACUGGAUCCUGGAGUGAAGUGCGUUCAAUGAGCGUGUGUCGAAUGGCUCUGGCUUGUGCGAAGUACCGCGAAUAUAUCUGGGUGGCUGGUGGCAUGACGGGGGAGAAGAAGAAACCUGUCUGCAAGAUUGUGGAGUGCUAUAACUCAACUACUAAUGAAUGGACAGAAAUACACAGUCUGCGAUUUCCCAGAUGUUUUUCCACGAUGUUUGCAAUGAACGAUAAAUUGUACAUAGUUGGCGGAGCUGGAAAAGUUUCGGAUAAGGAACAGACGGUGACCAGUGUCGGCGCCAUUGACGUUUGGGACUGGAAGCUGCGCAAGUGGAGGCAGGAGACAGAAAUGUCAAUGCCCAGACAUGGUCACGCGUUGGCCUACCUUGGAACACAGCUCAUCAUUAUUGGUGGUGUGACAACAAUUUACAUGCGAGCGUUAAACAAUGUGGAGUCGUUUUGCUGCGAGCGUGGCGCGUGGAUACGAGGCGUGGCCACGCUGCCCUCGCCGCUCUCCGGCCACGGCGCCGUCACGCUGCCGCCUGCAUCGCUAAUGUGA
Spodoptera littoralis (African cotton leafworm) is the source of this 3717-nucleotide messenger RNA. The record is from the annotation of a GenBank genome assembly. NCBI's taxonomy places the organism in Eukaryota, Metazoa, Arthropoda, Insecta, Lepidoptera, Noctuidae.